Molecule: messenger RNA, 3293 nt
Organism: Callorhinchus milii (elephant shark)
Lineage: Eukaryota; Metazoa; Chordata; Chondrichthyes; Chimaeriformes; Callorhinchidae
Gene: rapgef5a
Product: Rap guanine nucleotide exchange factor (GEF) 5a
Exons: 16
Coding region: 1-1752 (583 amino acids)
Biological process (GO): Ras protein signal transduction; positive regulation of GTPase activity
Cellular component (GO): plasma membrane
Molecular function (GO): guanyl-nucleotide exchange factor activity
Source: RefSeq, a predicted model, not a curated record
AUGGGAAGUUCCAGACUGAGAGUUUUUGAUGCCUACAUACAAGACAAGGUUUCAGAAACCUUUGAAGAUACUAGAAUUGUGACCUUGCCUGCAUUUGAUGUGCCUUAUUUUAAAUACAUCGACGAAGAUUCAGAGGAUGAAUGGAGUAUUCCUUCCCAGUCCUCAACUGAAGAUGACUCUUCUGUGGAUUCUUCACUGUCUGACAGGUAUGUGGUGGUGUCUGGGACCCCCGAGAAGAUUCUCGAGCACCUCCUGAAUGAUCUACAUCUGGAGGAAGGUGAAUGCAAAGAGACAGAUAUCUUGCUGGAUGAUUUUCUCCUCACUUACACAGUCUUCAUGUCAACCAAUGACUUAAGCCAAGCAUUACUGAGGCACUAUUGUUCCAAGCCCUAUGCAGAAAGGCCAGGGCACACAGACAAUGGCUUGUACCAAAAGCGCAAAGUGCUGAGAAUUGUGUCGCAAUGGGUAUCUCUUUACAAGAAUUUAUUGCGAGAAGAUGAAAAUACUAAAUUGCUUUUGAAGAACCUUUAUAAAUGCGUGCUUGACGAUCUUUUUGAGUAUCCUGGUUUGGAGAAAGAGCUGAAGGAGCUUCAAAACCUAUUCCGGAUCCCUCGCAGACAUACCAUUGAUGAAUAUUCACCCCACAAAAAGAACGCAACAGUUUUUCACCAACUCAGCUGCAGAGAGAAAUGGCUUCAUCCAAAAGGCUGUCCAGGUGAAUCUGACGAAGUUUUCUGCCGUGUUUACGUGGCAGAUCAUUCCUAUGUCAGCUUCUGGACUAAGGAGUCAACCUCAGCACAGGAGGUCCUUCACACUGUAGCUGAAAAGCUCCAGAAACCCGAGCAGGAUUUGAUACUGGUGGCUAUCACGUCCUCGAGGGUGAAAAGACAAAUCCUUCAGCCCGAUGAUGUCUCCAUUUUCAAAUCUCUUGAUGCCACUACUCGUAUAUUUGUUUGCAGAAAAGAUCCCAGCGAUUUCCUGACUUUUAUAGCAGAAGAUGAUGAAGCACCACACAGGAGCAUCCGAAUGCUUGGAAUGAACACGUGGCACAUGGCCAAUGAACUCACCAGCUUUGAUUGGGACUUGUUUAACUGUAUCUGUGAGCAGGAGCUGAUUUGCUACAUUUUCCGCAGACAGGACAGUGGGAGGAGUACAGUCAAUCUGAACCUGCUGCUGCAGCGAUGUAAUGAAGUCCAGUUCUGGGUCGCAACUGAAAUCCUCCUGUGCAGCCAGCUGUCCAAAAGAGUUCAGCUGGUCAAAAAGUUCAUAAAGAUCGCUGCACACUGCAGGGCAUUGCGGAACCUUAACUCCUUCUUCGCCAUUAUCAUGGGUCUGAACAGCGCUGCUGUCUGCCGACUGGGACAAACAUGGGAGAAAGUGCCUGGGAAAUUUAAAAGGCUUUUCUCUGAACUUGAAAAUUUAACAGACCCGUCACUGAACCAUAAAGCAUACAGAGACGCCUUCAAGAAAAUGCAAGCACCAAAGAUUCCCUUUAUGCCUCUGCUACUAAAAGAUGUGACGUUUAUCCACGAAGGAAACAAAACUUUUUUGGACAAUCUUGUCAACUUUCAAAAACUGCACAUGAUUGCCGACACCGUCAGAUUGCUGAGACACUGCAGGAGUAACCAGAGCAGCACAGAGGGAACGUAUAAAGAGCACCAGGAUGUGAAGACUUACAUCCAGUACCUGCACAUUAUCGACAACCAGCAGAUGCUGUUUCAGCUUUCCCACAGAUUGGAGCCAAGGACCUAACUGAAGCUUCCCCCUCCAGUCUGGCUGGUCAUGGAGAAAUGUACUGCAAGAGAAUAACUGCAAGAGAUGUAACUGUGGGAAAGUGAAUCAGUGAGCACCUCACACCAAAACAUGGACACAGUUGUUCGUAAAAAUUCACCACAGAAGGUGAAAAAGCAAAGCUAAGUUACCUUUAUGACAGAAAGGCAGAUUGGGCUGAUGAGUCCCUGGUGCGGCUUCUAGGGCGAAGGUCCUGUUAAACUUGUGUAAGAUGUUCCACCAACAUGACACUCAGCAGCCAGAAACUGAGGCACAUUCACUAGACUUUGCUUAACUGAAGCUGAUGGGAAUUGUACCCACUGCCUUCCAGCCAUGUGGAACUGAUUUAUACUGACAUCACCUUACUGAGCAAAGCUAGUAACAAAAAUGUAUUAUUUUAAUGAUGGAGCAAUGUAUUAAAUGCAAAGAUUAUUAUUAUUUUCCUUCAGGAAAUCUCAUUGUUUGGCACAGUUUGAAACCUGAGCUCCUGUGUAAUAAGCGUUAUCUUAUGCAAAACGGGUCAAAAAUUCUGAUCUUUAUUUAAUUACACGAUUGGUGUUAACAGGGACCCCUGAGACAUGGCGGUCUCCUGUCAUCUAAUCAAAACAGUGCCGAGAGUAUUUGUGGAAUAACAUUUUAAAAAGCACAUUUUAUAAGUUAGGCUAAAGUCUGUAAAUAAAUAACAUGUUCAAACGGGGGUUCUCCCAGUAUUUAACCUUGUAGGCCUUGAACAAACAUUGCCCCAUUCUGCUGUUUGUGCUGUGUGCGAGAUGCUCAGUCUACAUGCUUUAGUAGAAUAGGCAUGUCUGAAAUACAACGAGGACCAACUGUCCGAUUAACCCUAGCAGCUUUGACAAGUGAUUUCCACUGAAUGUUUAUAACUGUGGGUGUCCAGCUUUCAAUAUUGUCUCUAGUAUUUUGACUUCACUUAUUGAACAACACUGAUCAGCAGAGAUUUCAAUAAGGUUGUUUGUUGCAUUGGAAUGUACAAGACUGGAGAAAACCAUUGCAGUCUGUCUGUCCAAUUGUUAGUAUGGAUGGACCAAAAACAAUCCACAUGGAAAGGGAGGGUAGGAAGGCCACAUGAAUACUUUGGUGUUUAAUACUUCCUAAAGAGUGUUGUGCAGUGGGAAGUCUAUGAUGUAGUCUUGUAUUUUUGCCACUCGAUGGCGGUGUUGCACUUUGAAACUUAUCUUAGGAUUUAUCAGGGGAGAAAUUCCACCUGGGUCUAGAUUUACUCGAUAUAGUAUUUCAGAGCAAAUUAAUUCAUAAUUUUGAAACCAGUUUUUCUGCAAGUUCCUUUUAGAACCUCAGAAAACCAACUUCAAAGCUAAGACUGAAUUCAACAAAUUGCCAAAUUCUGGAUAGUUUAAAAUGCUAAAUCUGGGCAAAUUGAGACCCAAAUGGAAUUUCUCCCCAGUCAUGCACUAUGUGCUAAGUGCCAUUCUUCACUGUAUGCUAAAUUCUGGUUAUCUGUCCCUGUGUGCUUAAAAAAAAAUCAACUUAAUGUCAUUUUGAAAGUG